Messenger RNA from Clonostachys rhizophaga, 2826 nucleotides. NCBI's taxonomy places the organism in Eukaryota, Fungi, Ascomycota, Sordariomycetes, Hypocreales, Bionectriaceae. The record is from the annotation of a GenBank genome assembly.
AUGGAGCCGGCAGACCAAGAAGUUCCCUUGCAUACUAUCGACCGAACGCCCGAGUAUGAAGAGUUUAUGAACCGAUUGCGAGAAUACCAUGCGAAGCGCGGCACGACUUUUGACCCCGAGCCCAAGGUAGGGACGAUGCACCUAGACUUGCUAAAAGUCUUCAAUCACAUCGUCGCUAGUGGAGGAUACGACAAGGUUUCGGAAGAGAAGCUGGCCUGGAGGCGCAUGGCGUCUGAACUCGGCAUUGUUUCGACAAAUGAGGCUUCGACGGCCUUCGCACUCAAGGAGAAGUUCUAUAAAAACUUGGCUGCAUACGAGAUAAGCACUAUUCAUAACAAGGAGCCGCCGCCAAAGGAUAUUCUAGAAGACGUUACAGCCAAAGGCGCCAGUCUCCUAACCCGUACGAGGGAGAAUUUCCGAGGCAAGCGGGAAAGCAACGUUGGGGCGGGCGACUCAAACGCAUCGGGAGACGACGGUACACCGGUACGUGAGCGCCCUCCCGUGGAUCCUGCUGCCAGUGCGCGAGCCUCGCGAGGGUUGCGCGAAGCCCCGCCACAGCGAGUCAUCUUUCAGCCUGACACGGGCCCUUCGCGCACAAGAGCUGCUUCAGCCCAACAUAACAUGAACAACAGCAAUCCAGCCACCCCUCAACACGGUGCAUCACAAAACCACCAGCACUCCGGCAUGGGACCUGUUUCACAGCACCCCCACGGGGGUCGGGGACCAUCGCUAAUGCACCAUCCUCCCAAUACUGAAAAUACAUCCCACAUGGUGUUGUCGUACCAACCCAGACACGUUAAACCGCUGCAAUUACGCGGCGUUGCGACGCCUAGUAAUGCUCCGAAUGAAUUUCAGAAGCCUCGCCCUAGCCACCGUCAAGUUCCUGACCCAAGGCAGGCAAUGCUUCCCGGCACUGGCUUUGAUGGUCCAAAUAUUUACACUCGGUGCCUGAAUGCUCUACGAUCGGAUAUUCACGCUGAACAGUCUUUCGCCUUAAAUCAUCUGGUCAAGAUAUCUUUCGAGCGUGGUGACAAGUACAAGUUCGACUCGUUUCCUGGACUCGCUGAAGGCUUGAUCGAGAAGGCUUUGGAGGUCGGUUCCUUCUUUUACUACGUGAACUGGACCAUUUCCUGGGACUCUCAUAUCGACUCUACCGAGCCGGGAGUUUUGGAUGGAAAUAAUGGCACACAGGAUAUUCUCGAGAGAAUCGACAAUCUCAUCGAAAAGGAUGUCCCCGAUGUUCUACAGACAGAGAAGUUUUCCGACGACCUGGUUUUGAUUAAUGAGGCUGUUCUGACGAUCCGGAACAUGGUCAAUCUCCCCGAAAAUGCUUAUCAUAUGAGCGACUUCUACCCUUUGCACGACUUGAUCUGCAUUCUUAUGCGUCUACCUCAGCACGACUCACUCACAGAGAUGAAGCAUCUGGCGCUUGACAUUGCUGAGCAACUGACACCUUUCAUGACCGUCAGUUCAGAGGACCCUCUAUAUAAGAUCCUUUUGGCACAGAUGACUUCUGAUGACCGUGGUGUGAUUCUUACGGCACUUCGAGCACUUGGCCGAAUCUCGAUGAACCUGGAGGCUACGAACAAGCUUCAGAAUGUACCGCAAGAUGUUUUGCAACGCAUUGCACACUGGCUAUUACUAAAUGACGACGAGCUGAUGGACGCAUGUCUUGAUUUUCUGUACCAGUACACCGCAGUGGUUCCUAAUGUGGACAACCUCAUUCGAUCAAUGCCCCUUCAAAACCUGGUGGAGCAUCUGGUCCGUCUUUUAUCUCACGGAGCCCGCAAAGUUCAGAAAGAAGUUGUGCUUAUACCUGAGCAAAGAUUACCUUCCCGCGAUGACAUUGCGCCAAUUCCUGAGGACUUGUUGCAGGAGAUGUUGAAGCUGGAAGAGCCAGACCGGGUGCAUCGAUGGGUUCAAUGCUUCUUCGAAGAAGACGGAGGCUCGUUUGUGACACAACUGGCUGCCUGGCAAGCGUAUCAAACCGCGUUUGUUGGGCCUCUGAAAGCCGUUGGGCAACCGUUGAUUACCCCUGCGGAUUUUAUUCGAAACAGUACCUCUGUGUAUAAGGAUUCUAAUGCUCAGAUCCUUCGUGAGCCCGGCGACCCUCAACAGAAAUUUAUUAUUCAUGGUCUGCGAGCUCGGCCCCGCCCCCUCAGCCUCGAUGGCCUUGAAUAUGCUCGAUGCUUGUGGUCGACGAAUCCCGACAGGAAGAAUGAGAAAUGUGGUCGGUUCUACUUGAAAGCAGAGCAAAUGUGGAACCAUGUCAUUUCUUCACAUUUGAAGGAGGAGAGAAAUGAAGCUGGCCAUUUUGACAAUGUCGAACGAGAGUUCAAAUGCACAUGGGGCGAGUGCACCCAGUACGACCAGCCUACCAAGAUGCACCUGCAUGACUUUGCCCGACACGUACAUACACACAUUUCUACCCAACUUCCCCACUCGGACACUCAGAUCCGAUCACCCUCUCAGCGGAAACAAUGGGUUGUUCCGGCAACAACGAUGGCACUGACCUUUGAGGAGACGCUUACCGUUCGUGAUGAGAGAAAUCCGAGCGCACCUCCUCAGGCAGCAGGGAUUCCACUCAGUGCGGUCUUGAUCUUGCGCAACAUAGCCCGCAAUGUUGUCAAGACGGACGCUGAAGAAGAGCUAAAAAAGAUCCAAAAAGCUCAUGGUGAUGAGCAAGGUGGAUACAAUGAGACUCUCUUCCGCCCUGUCCUCCCCCGCUUGUUCGAAAUCCUAGCUGAGAAUAAAGCCAUGAGCCCAUAUAUUGCGUCAUUGCUCGAGCUGAUACAGGUCGAGCUCAAUGAUGACUUGAGCGACUGA